GCGAUGGCCAGACAAUCAGAGCCUCACAUUCGUUUAACAACAUAAUUUUCUCCUAGGAAACAGUUCGUUUGCCUUCACACGUACUCCGAGUAACUCCCGUAAACAAAAUACAAAAAAUCCGCAGAACCACCGUUUAAGAAACCCGCCAAUCCUGCACAGGUUUCUUACAGUGCGUUCCAUCCCAUUGCAGUCAAGUUCUUAAAUUGAGAGGUUUCAUUGAAAAUUAUUGAUUUAUUGUGCGUGUUCCUUGAACGACCUUUAAACCAUAUCAAAUCUAUUCGCAACAAGGAGCAUUCGGAUAAGCGAAAUUAAGAGAAACUGACCAUAUCUGGUCCGGAUCUUCCACGUUCUGCCACGGUGAGUAUUCGGAUGUCCUUAUUCUUAAGAUUAUUAUAUAGUAUCAUAUCUUAGUAGGCGAUCAGUUUGCUUUCGGUUGUGAUACAUACAAAUGCCUUUCUGAGCUGUCACAUUUCCGAUUAGUCACUAUUUUUUUACGUUUGUAAGCUGCCGCCAGUUUAAGAAGCGGCGCCACGGGGUUGCCUAACCGGGGUAAGUGGACGCCACGUUCUCCUCGUAACUCCAAUAACGAGCUCCUAUACUCCAGCAGUUGAGCUCUAUACGUAUAUUUUUUAUAACAAUAUUGCUGAGCAGAAGACUGUCCACUGUUUUCUAUCUGAGAACCUAUCUCCCAGGACUCUCCUUCAGGCGCAGUACGAUCUCUGACUGUCCGUCGAUAGUGAAACGCGGCGGCCGAUUUGAGGCAACCAAGCUGAUUAGUGUGAAAAUGUCUAUGGGUCGAAUUAUUCGAAAAGGCAGCGCCAGCGAGUUAACGCGGAAGGGUAGUACCAUAGUGGUAACUGUUCCUCCUUUGGUGAAGAAGUCGAGCAAAAGCCGCUCGUUUCACUUCCGCUAUCUGGAGCUGUGCCGAGCAAAGAACAUAACGCCGGUUCCAGAAAUUCGCAGUAAAAACAAUUCGACUACCACCUUUUUGGAGCUGUGCGGGGACAAGUUGGCGGUUAGCGACUGGCAGCUUCUGACCGAGGCACUUCACUAUGAUCUUGUGCUCCAGCAGCUGGUGGUGCGCCUGCGCCGAACAUAUCCACAAACCAACAUCGAUCCCAUUGACACUGAGAAACGUGCACGUCUUUUUCGCCAAAGACCGGUGAUCUUUACGCGUUUCAUCUUCUAUAAUCUGGUUCAGGCAAUUGCUAAUUGCGUUUCUAGCAACAAGAACUUGAGCGUACUCAAGCUAGAGGGGCUACCGUUGCAGGAUGGCUAUAUCGAGGCCAUUGCUAAGUCCCUAGCUGACAACGAAUGUCUCGAAACAAUAAGUUUUCGUAAGUCCAACAUUGGUGAUAAGGGAUGCGAGGUGGUCUGCAAUACAGCCAAGUACCUGAAUCGUUUGGAGGUCUUCGAUGUCUCGGAGUGCGGACUUACGUCUAAGGGAGCAGAGCAUGUGGCUGAUUUGCUUAAGAUGCAAAAGAUCUCUCGUUUCACGGAGGGUUGGGAGAAGUCACUUCGCUACCGGAGUGUGGAUGUGAACACGAUUGGCGGACUUCGAACGGUACUGCUGGCAGACAAUCCGGCUAUAGGAGACGACGGCAUCCGAUGGAUAACCGAGGUCCUGAAAGAGGAUGCCUGGAUAAAGAAAAUCGACAUGGAUGGCUGCGGAUUGACCGAUAUAGGAGCCAAUCUGAUUCUCGAUUGCCUGGAGCUGAAUACAGCGAUUGCGGAGUUUAGUGUGCGGAAUAACGAGGGUAUAAGUAAGUUUCUGCAGCGCAGCAUCCGAGACCAUUUGGGUGGACCACCCGAGGAGAAAGAAGAGCCAGAGUACGACUUAAGUUGCAUUAACGGUCUGCAGAGUCUACCCAAAAAUAAGAAGGUAACGGUUUCCCAACUGCUGGCCCACACCAAGGUUUUGGAGGAGCAGCUCUCCUUUGAGAGGACGAUGCGCAAGAAGGCUGAGAAGCUAAACGAGAAGCUUAGCCACCAGCUUAUGCGAUCUGACUCCAACCCCAUCAUCCAUGAGAAGGUCAUGGAGAGUGGAUCCCACACGAACUCUUCUCGGGAGUACGUAGAACGGCAUGAGGUUAUUCAGGAGGUGACCAAAGAGUCUCAGAGUUACCGCCAGUCGCACUUCAACCGGCUGGUGAAUAGUGCGGUGACAAGUCCUGAUGUCUCACCUCGCAGCGAAAUAGUCACUUUGCGGAAGGAGCAGCAGAUGCAACAAAACUCCUCACGCAUGCAGAUUAAGCAUCCUUCAAUGGAGCAGCAGCUUAGGACUCUGCGUGAGGUGCAAGAGGAGGAGGAAGAGGAACUGGAGCCGGAGCAGGAGCAUGAGCGCCUGGGGAACACGCAAUCGGAGUCAGAAGUACAAAUCGAGGAGCAACAGUACUACCAGCAACCAAUGUCAAUCCCAAUGCAGCGCAAACAACUCCAAGUGCGCAAGGUGCGUAGCGAGAUGAAGUAUGUGGAAAAUAAUCCCAAGGAGGCUACCAACAAGAAUCGGGAAUCCAAAUCGGAUCAUGAGUUUGCCAAUGAGCGUGAUUUCAAGCUUAAUCCUGCUGUCCAAUUUGAGACGGACAUUGGCGACAGUACGAUGGUUAAUUCUGGCCAGCGUUACGAGUGUGAAGCAGAAAUGGGAUAUAGCCACAACUAUGAACAGGUCCAGCCAGUAAAACGGGGCUAUGAGAAAGGUUAUGGGCUGGGAGACGGUUCCUACAGAAGACAGAAAUCCUCCCACCUUGUCGAGGCUUUAGUUCAAAAACGUAGCGCAGGUUCGGGCGAUGGACAAGUGGCGCAGUUCGUCAGCGCUUUGGAAAGAAAAGCGAACGGUGGAAAUUCGGCAAAAAACCGCCAGAAGCCCCGACCUGAGAGCAAUCGUAAGGUUCCCAUCAGCGAGAUGCAAAUGGAGUCCUAUAUGUCCAGCUACGAAGAGCUCUCCUCCUCUACAGAUGUUACGUUGGAAAACUCGGACUACGAGGCGGAUAACACAGACUCCACGUUACGAGGCAGCUCUAAUUAUUCUUCCAUGCAGGUAUUUGUACGGCGCAAACACUCUGAAUCCUUGUCGCUGGCUGAGGAGUCCGGCGACGGGGAUGCAGGCGGUGGUGAUGGGCAAGGGGAUAAUGGCGACUCAGCGCUUUUAUCCCCGCGCGAAGUUUACCUGUCCAUGCAGCACACGAAGCAGCAGGAACAGAGCGCCUAGGUUUUAUCUUUCAAAAUCCCAGCAGUCAUUCGCAGUAAAAGCAGCGACACCUCUGCUGGAUCUUUCAAAAAACAGUGUCACCAUAUACCAGCCAACUCCAUUCGAUGGGAUCCCCAUUGGGAGAGCUAAAUUUGCAGUUGUACUCCCGGGCAGUACAAGUACAAAAGAAAACCCCAUUGCACGUGUCCUGUUCCCUGCGAAUUCAAACUGCGCCAAAAAUGUACAAAAAUAUAAAUUAAUCUUAAUUACCAUUAAAGGUUUGCCAUUUGUGUGCUCACUAAGCGA
This is a messenger RNA of Drosophila eugracilis, 3493 nucleotides long. RefSeq names its product protein Cep78 homolog. The coding region runs from base 785 to 3208 and encodes 807 amino acids. The record is from RefSeq and is a predicted model, not a curated record. Gene Ontology annotation, cellular component: centrosome. The transcript is spliced from 9 exons. NCBI's taxonomy places the organism in Eukaryota, Metazoa, Arthropoda, Insecta, Diptera, Drosophilidae.